GGGAUGUCCUGUUGAGGGUGUAAAGGACAUUGAGGCCUCUUCUGGAUACCGUUUGGACCAAAGGGUCUGUUUCUGUGCUGUACGACUCUAUGACAGACCGAUUGACAAGAUAACCAGAGGGAAAUCAGGCAUUCCUUUUGACACAGUGAGUGUUGUCAUCCGGAAUGCUUUGCAUCAAAGGAGUGGUUAUCUGUCCUUGAGGAGUGAGUGGAUGACGACAAGGCAAUGGCCAAUGUAAAACCAAACCUGCCAGUGGACAGUGUUACCUCAGCUGCAUCAAAGCAGCGCAACCGAAAGAAAUUGAAUAGGAAGAAGAGGUGGUUCUGGGCCAAGGACUCAGGCAUGACCAAAAAAAACACUGGGCCAGUACUGCCUCCUAGAGUCGCUGUGGAAUACUCCACCAAUUGGAAGGCAUUCAGUCAGCUGAUGAAUCAGACAACUGAUACCAAGAAAGUUCCCAAAAGUAAAUCCAAGAUCCGAUCAAAAGAGGAACCAUCGGUUGUGGAGAAGGAGAAUCACCGAGGAGUUAAACCAGAGAAAGGAGCAGAAAGCAAUACCCAGCCGGACUCUCAAACUGUACACGUGCUGCAGAAAGGAAAGAAGUUGAAACCUAAUGAAAGCACAACACAGGGGAUGCUGCAGUGCACAAGAAAGAGAACAAGGAACAGUCACAGGUGUCCAGAAGAACGUAUUUCUGGGAGAAAAAAAAGAACCAGGAUUGAACCAGUAACCGAGAAUCUCACAGAGCCUGAUAUCUGGUUUGAUGAUGUCGAUCCAGAUGAUAUAGAAGCUGCAAUGGGACCUGAAGCUGCAAGUGUUGCUCGGCAGCAGAUAGCACAAACAACAGGGAAGCCACACUCUGCAGUACACAGCUUAGAACAGGUGCUGGUUAAAGAUGGAGCCUUCCAGGGACUCACCAAAGCUGUGGCAAUGGACUGUGAGAUGGUUGGUGUGGGUUCAGAUAAAGUGGACAGCAUUCUUGCACGUGUAUCCAUUGUGAACCAAUUUGGAAAAUGCAUUUACGACAAAUAUGUGAAACCAACAGAAAAAGUGACAGAUUACAGGACCUGGGUGAGCGGAAUACGACCAGCUGACCUGAAGAAUGGUGAAGACUUCAAAGUUGUGCAGAAGGAGGUUGCAGAAAUCUUGGAAGGCAGAGUGUUAGUUGGUCAUGCUGUCCACAAUGAUCUCAAGAUUCUGUUCCUGGACCAUCCAAAGAAGAAAAUUCGUGACACACAGAAAUACAAACCUUUCAAAACAGUUGUCAGAUGUGGCCGUCCUUCCCUCAAGCACUUAUGUAGACAGAUCCUAAAGGUCAAAGUUCAGGAGUCUGAACAUUCCUCGGUACAAGAUGCUCAGGCAACAAUGAGACUUUAUACACUGGUGAGGCAGAAGUGGGAGGCAGAGGUGAAGGCAAAGUACAGAACAAAAAAAAUAAGUUGCAAAGGUGGAGAAACCAAACCUUGAAGCUAAAUGUGAGAGACUUGUCAGAAAGUAACACUGAGUGAACAGUGAUGCUACCCUCCAAGUCUCCUCCACCCAGAGCCGGGUGAUCUGUGAAAGGUCUGCUUUCUCGUCAACAUUACAGUUUGACAGAUGAAGACUCUGGUGUGAGGUGGCAGUUGUAUUUUUGCUGUGACUGCUGUCAGUUGAGUAAUGUAGCUCAAUAACUAGAUGAUGUUCAGCAAGCUGACUGUUCACUGGUAACUCUGUGCAUAUGGAUGUUUUCAUACAGUAAUUGACCCUGUACCAGAAUGUGGACUAAGUUAGAUUGGAGUUACUUCUCUUGUUUGAAUUUUAACUUGUAAAAUCUGUACUUGUUAUUCUAGCUCUAAUGUUUUACAAAAAUAAAAUGUCUACAGAA
This is a messenger RNA of Stegostoma tigrinum, 1864 nucleotides long. It is a transcript of the gene rexo4, whose product is annotated as REX4 homolog, 3'-5' exonuclease. Gene Ontology annotation, molecular function: 3'-5' exonuclease activity; nucleic acid binding. Lineage: Eukaryota; Metazoa; Chordata; Chondrichthyes; Orectolobiformes; Stegostomatidae. The record is from RefSeq and is a predicted model, not a curated record. Gene Ontology annotation, cellular component: nucleus. The coding region runs from base 226 to 1467 and encodes 413 amino acids. Gene Ontology annotation, biological process: rRNA processing; DNA catabolic process. The transcript has 9 exons.